Molecule: messenger RNA, 1368 nt
Organism: Emiliania huxleyi CCMP1516
Lineage: Eukaryota; Haptophyta; Isochrysidales; Noelaerhabdaceae
Exons: 6
Coding region: 1-1368 (455 amino acids)
Source: RefSeq, a predicted model, not a curated record
AUGCUGCCCAUCACGGAGGAGCCGUCCUUCUGUGUCCCCACCGCCGCGCUCAUCGAGACGGCGCGGCGCAGCUGGGACGCGCUCUUCCCUGGCGAGGAGGUGCCGCAGUUUGACACAGAGGAGGCGUUCCUCGCUUGGGCCAACUCGGCGCAACUUGGGUCGGGCCACUCUCCGCCGCCGCCUGUCUUCCUGGCUGAGGCCGCACCGCAGCCUGCGCCGCGCCCUCGGGGCAGUGCGGCGGCGCAGCCGCCCGACGCGCGCGCCACCGUGCGGGUGGAAGACGCUAGCGGCAUGUCGUGGGAGCACGGGAGCGUCGCACGCGCGAAAAAUACGCAAAAAAAGAAGAAAAUGGGCAACGCUCAAACCACCUCCUUGGGCCCCUAUUUUUUUCUUCCUUUUGACGGAAAUGAAGGCCCAGCCCUGGAGAAGACCAUCGGUGACCUGGCGCCAACACUGCACCGCUUGAAGAGCGUCGGCGGGAGCGGCUCUCGUCAUGUGCUGCCGGCCAGCGCCUCGGUCGGCGCGGCGGCCCAUCAUCUCCUCAGCGAGCGGCUGUCCUUCUCUCUCAUUCUGCGCUCGGAUGAGUCGCUCCUCGGCAUGGUGACGGAGCGCGACUUGCUGCGGUACGCCACGCAGGCGGGCGACCUGUCUGGCCGCACCUCGUCCCCGCGUGCGUACCGCGUCUCGAAGCCGCUGCCGAGCAAACCGGCGGUGGUGGAGUGGAUGACGCCAGCAGAUCGCGCGCUGACAGUUCGGCUCGACGACACGCUCGAGCACGCCGUCUCGCUGGUGCGGCGUGGGAUCUGGAGGCACCUCCCGGUCGUCGACUACUACGGCCGGAUCCACUCCAUCCUGGACGUGCGAGACGCGGUCGAGGUCGUGUUCGGCGCGCGCGGGCUCGACGCGUGGCGCGGCAAGACGGCAGCCGACGUGCUCGGCCACAAGCGGAAGCGCAAGCUGGCAUGGCCGCCGCCCGGGGUCCCCUUCGAGGGGUGGCAGGUGCCGCCUUCGGACUGGCGGCAGCAGCUCGAGGGCUACUUGCUGCACUCCGCCGCGCAGCACACGGUGUCGAGCGCGGCGAGCGUCGAGGAGGCGGCGCAGCAGAUGCGCUCAUUCCUGUCGUACUGCGCUGAGCCGCCGGGCUCCGGCCUCUCGCUGGUGGAACGGAGGGCGGCGCCAGGGUCGGGCCGCAGCGUGGCGUCCAUCAUGGCGCCGCUCGAGGGGGUGCUGCACGUGUCGAUCAACGCCUCCGUCGGGGACAUCGUCGACCUCUUUUUCGCGCACAACAUGCGCCACCUUCCAGUCAUCGACCGGGGGAGGUUGCUCGGGAUCAUCUCCGCACGCGACCUCCUCCUGCCUCUGCUGUGA